AGACGGAUUCGCGGACGAGCCAGUUGAUAAUAUAAAUAUUAACAUACAAUCAUACCUACCUUAUCUGGUGAUUUCGCACGAGUCGAAAAUAAUCAAUUGGCUUCUUUAAUUGGUGAAAAAUAGACUAUGACAGUGGAAAUAAGGAAGCGGCAAGCUGGACAAGACAGCCAAAAUGGGGAAGGCACUUCUAAAGACGAUGCCCCGGAGAGACCAAAAUAUUGGGACCCGUUGGCGGAUGGCGUCCGAUGGAUUGAAAGCUACGCGGAACCAUUAGAGAAAUUCUUUGAACGUUUACCUGAAUUCAUAAGUACAUUUAUCGCUACAUUGGCAGUUUUUACAUUUGGUGCCACAUUGAGAGGAGAAUGGAUAGUAAUAUUAGUGACUGCGUUGAAGCAGAUCACGGGGCACACGCAGAGUGGGAAGAAUCUGACCACAGAAGAAAUCUACAUGUUGAUGACACCGAAGAAUUUGAAAAUGGAACACUUCAGCGUGAUCUUCAUUUGGGCGCAUGUCGUGUCCCUGAGCAUGUAUUUCUUAAUAGGGGGAUUUUUACAUUGGUACUUCUACAUGAAUAGAAGACAUUUGGCCCACGAAUGGAAACUCCAACCGAACAAGUGGCUUUCGCCCGAACUCGAGCGCCACGAGAUUUUAGUUGGCACUUUCUCCCUCCUGAUCACCGGCAGCUUCUCCGCUCUUUUGGCUACAUACAUUUACAAUGGGAACCCUUCCACUGUCUACUAUCAGUUCGACGAGUACGGCUGGCUGUGGUUCUUCUUGCAAUUCCCCGUGAUUUUUAUAUAUGCGGACUACACAACUUACAUACUCCACCGUCUGUACCACACACCGUGGCUCUACAAGAGAUUCCAUAAGCUUCACCAUAAGUACAAGCAGCCGACCGUUUUCUCCGUUACCGCUAUACACCCUGUGGAGAUCAUGCAUAUUCAGCUUACUAUGUGUCUACCUUUAUUUACAAUUCCCACACAUUGGUUGCCAUUCUACGUCAUUGCUAUUUAUAAUUACUACCAUGGCAUCAUUGAUCACUCCGGUAUUAACUUCAAAUCCUAUUGGUGGCAACCCUGGCAGCCGGACGCUGAGUUCCAUGAUAAACACCAUGAGUUCUUCCAUUGCAACUUUGGCUUUAACAUGAGCCUUUGGGAUAGAUUGCACGGCACGAUGAGAAAGAAGAAUGUUUUAUAUACUGAAGACACGUAUCAUGGAGAAGCGCCAGCAAUCGAUUCAGAGGAAGCCAAGGCUCUCAUAGAAAAAGAUCCAGAGCUCAAAGAAUACUUUGAACAGAAUAAACAGAAGACUGUCAAAUCUAAGACUGAUCUAGAUGCAAAUAAAUAAGCAAAAGUAUACCUUAAGCUGUAUUAUUAAGAUUUACUUUUAAACCGACUUCAAAAAAAGGAAAUUGUUCGUAUGUAUUUCUCUUUUAAUAUUUGUUACCUUUUAACUCCGGUUGUGAAUUGAUUUGGAAAAUUCUUUUACCAGAGGGAGACUUCGUACAAGAGUCGUUUGCUUGGGUACCUCUGUCCCAUUCGUGUUUCAA
Messenger RNA from Galleria mellonella (greater wax moth), 1549 nucleotides. RefSeq lists its product as uncharacterized. Gene Ontology annotation, molecular function: iron ion binding; C-4 methylsterol oxidase activity. Bases 127 to 1347 code for a protein of 406 amino acids. The transcript has 7 exons. Lineage: Eukaryota; Metazoa; Arthropoda; Insecta; Lepidoptera; Pyralidae. Gene Ontology annotation, biological process: sterol biosynthetic process. The record is from RefSeq and is a predicted model, not a curated record.